UGCCUAUAAAUGUAACAGCUAUUGGACAAAAUCGUACACACAACGAUUACAAUUUUCAAGUGAUUGGAGCAUUCAGAAUUGAACUAGUUAGAACGAAAAAAAUGGAAGGGGGUUUAUUUCCAUCUUGGAAAAAUGGGUCAUGUCAUGGGUUAGAGUUAGAGGAUGUGCAGGAAAAUGAGCAAUUCAAAAUGGUGUCAUCCUUGCCAGCAAUACCUGAACCACCCACACCUCGUGAGCCUAUGGAGUUCUUAUCCAGGUCAUGGAGUCUCUCUGCUUCGGAAAUUUCAAAGGCUCUCUCAGAGAAACAAAAGCAAACGUUUCUCGAUAAGAGUCCAGACACAUUGCCAGAAACCAUUUCUGCACCUCAAUUAGCACCAGGAAAGAUCAUACCUUCCAGUAAUUGUCGAAGGAUGGGAACAAUUGGAAAAUGGUUACAUCAGAAGCAGCAUGGAAAUACAUACAUCACAAAAAGGAAAGACCGGGCGCGUCUAGAAAAUGCGCGUGUGCAUUCUGCGCUAUCUAUAGCAGGACUAGCCUCAGCCUUGGCUGCUGUGGCUGCAACAGAGGACCCUGGUGGUGGAGGUGGCUCUCAUUCUAAAUUGGACGUUGCUUUGGCUUCUGCCACCCAACUCUUAGCAUCAUAUUGCGUUGAAAUGGCAGAGCAAGCUGGCGCAGAUCAUGAGCGCGUAGCUUCCACGGUGAGGUCUGCGGUUGAUAUUCAAACGCCGGGUGAUCUAAUGACUCUUACAGCUGCAGCUGCAACAGCUUUGCGAGCAGAAGCAGCUUUGACAGCAAGAUUGCCAAAAGAGGCGAAGAAGAAUGCGUCUAUAAGUCCCUAUGAUAAGGUGAUAGCAGAAACGCAUUGGGUUCCUGCUUUUGAGGGACAAAUGCGGGAGCGUUAUCCUCCAUGCGUUGGGGAUUUGUUGCAGGUCACUGAAAAAGGUGCAUUACGAUGGAAACAUGUCCAUGUUUACAUCAACAAGAAAUGUCAGGUCAAAAUUAAGAUCAAAAGCAAGCACGUUGGAGGAGCCUUCUCCAAGAAGAAUAAAUCUGUCGUUUAUGGAGUCUGUGAUAAAGAAACUGCAUGGCCUUAUAGAAAAGAAAGGGAAGCGUCAGAGGAGCUUUAUUUUGGACUCAAAACUGCACAAGGUCUUCUAGAAUUUAAGUGUGAGAGCAAACACCACAAGCAAAAAUGGGUUGAUGGGGUAGAGUUUUUACUUCGUCGAGUCAACUCUGUUGAAGGAACAGAGCGUUCUCUUGAAUUUUUAAAUAUUAGUAGCAGCACAUGAUUUUGUUUUCAUUGUAUAUGCCGUUUUUUUUGGUCUAGGCCCUGUAUCCGGACAUGGAGAUCCGGUUAAUUCGAUUUGAGUCAGAUAAGAUUAAUUGUAUAUGUUCAAGGCUCUACAUAAGUUGAAUAUAU
Molecule: messenger RNA, 1420 nt
Organism: Abrus precatorius (Indian licorice)
Lineage: Eukaryota; Viridiplantae; Streptophyta; Magnoliopsida; Fabales; Fabaceae
Product: VAN3-binding protein-like
Exons: 6
Coding region: 102-1289 (395 amino acids)
Biological process (GO): leaf vascular tissue pattern formation; phloem or xylem histogenesis; auxin-activated signaling pathway
Source: RefSeq, a predicted model, not a curated record